GCAGAGAGAGAGAGAGGCAGGUCGGUGCACUUACACCGGGGAAAGGCUGCUUCUCUUCGGCCUCAACAUGGAGUUUCUACUGGGGAAUCCCUUCAGCACGCCGGUGGGUCAGCGGAUAGAGAGUGCGACCAACUCCAGCCUGCCGUCAGACGACUGGACCCUCAACAUGGAGAUCUGUGAUGCCAUCAACAGCGCAGAGGAAGGACCUAAGGACGCCGUCAGAGCCUUAAAGAAAAGGAUUAUGGGAAACAAGAACUUCAAGGAGGUCAUGCUGACGCUCACGGUCCUGGAGACGUGUGUGAAGAACUGCGGCUACAGGUUCCACAUCCUGGUGACGACCAGGGAUUUUGUGGAGGGCGUGUUGGUGCGAGCGAUCAUCCCGAGGAACAACCCUCCGUUAGUCGUCCACGACCGCGUGCUCAGCAUCGUGCAGGCGUGGGCGGAUGCGUUUCGCAGCUCUCCAGACCUGACGGGCGUGGUGUCGGUGUACGAGGACCUGCGCAGGAAGGGGCUGGAGUUCCCCAUGACGGAGCUGGACGGGUACUCGCCUGAACAAGAUCCCAAAAAGACUGCUCCUGUGAACGGUGCUGCUGUCACUACGCUCCUCUCUUCCAAACCUCCGCUCAUCUCUCCUCAGUGCUCCGAGCUAAAGCUGGCCCUCGAGAGCAACAAUGCUCUGACUCCCAGCCAGAUCAAGCAGCUGAAGGUGGAGCUGGGAGUGGUGCAUACCAACCUGACCAUGAUGUCAGAUAUGAUGAGUCAGAUGGAUCCUGUCACUGUGAAGCAAGCAGACAUGGAGCUCCUGGAGCAGUUAUAUACAGUGUGUAAGGAAAUGCAGGACAGGAUUGUGAAGGUGGUACCGCGGCUCAGCGAGGAAAAGCUGAUCGAAGAACUGCUGGCAGCCAACGACGAGAUGAACACCGCCUUCACCCGCUACCAGAGGUUUGAGAGACGAAUACCAAAUGGACACAACACAGCAGAGAAGAGUCACACAUACGUCAACCUCACAUCAGACUUCGAUUUGACGCCUGAGUCCGGCGUUGCAUCCGUUACAAACGACAGCUCGUUCAGCCUCUCAAAAGCCGACAGUGUGUCCAGUCAGAUGGCGAGACUCAGUACAAGUGAAUCAGAUGACGCAUUAUCUCCGAGAAUAAAUGCCUCAACCCAACAAAGACCGAGUGAUCAGAGUGAAGUGGACGGCAGAAUAAACAGCGCUGCAGCGAUACCCAUCAACCAGAACACCGUGAUGGAUGAUAUUGAGAAAUGGCUAGAUUUGGAGGAUGAGUUUGUGACACAGUACGAUGACUACGAGGAUUCAGACGGAGUGACCAGUGAAGAAUUUGAUAAGUUUCUGGCGGGACGAGCAGAAGCAGCUGAGCGUCUGCCGUCGGUGCGAGCUUCCUCUCAGGAUAACAACACCUCCGAGUCUUAACUACACUUCAGAGAAACUAAUAACACUCAUGAAGCUCCAGCUGCUGGGAGAGGGCAUUACAACCCAUAUCUGAAGGACGCACAGCUGUGUAUAAUACUGCUCUGUACGGUGGAGCAAACAUGUUUUUUUAACCGAUAAAAGGUAACGUUAUUUGAUGAAGGGCGGAGGUUUUACUUGACGUCGUAAUGAGGGUUUGUCCAUGUGUGGGAUGCGAACAUUUGCACAUUUUAUAUGGUUACAUUCCUGCUGUUUAAAAAACAAAAGAGAUAAUAUUGUUACAGACUUUUGCAACAUAGAUGAUGUAUUAUAUUGCUGUUAAAUAAAUAUAUAUAUGUAUAUGUCAUGGUGAUGGUUGCAGAAAACGCCCCUGUCCAAGUAGCACACUGUUAGCUCGUCUGUCAGAGAGGAUGUGAUAUUACAUAAGGAAGGAGUUUGAUGGAGGAUGUUAGAGAAUGAUGUUUUUUUUUUUACAUCCAGCAUCCCCCUGUGAAUAUGUCUUACUUGAAGUUCAACAGGAAGUCAUGGCACACUGCUGUCAUAUAUUAAACUGAAAUAUUAACUGGAA
Messenger RNA from Trematomus bernacchii (emerald rockcod), 1997 nucleotides. It is a transcript of the gene tom1, whose product is annotated as target of myb1 membrane trafficking protein. NCBI's taxonomy places the organism in Eukaryota, Metazoa, Chordata, Actinopteri, Perciformes, Nototheniidae. The coding region runs from base 68 to 1432 and encodes 454 amino acids. The transcript is spliced from 15 exons. The record is from RefSeq and is a predicted model, not a curated record. Gene Ontology annotation, cellular component: membrane; endosome. Gene Ontology annotation, molecular function: ubiquitin binding; clathrin binding; phosphatidylinositol binding. Gene Ontology annotation, biological process: signal transduction.